Molecule: messenger RNA, 1299 nt
Organism: Seriola dumerili (greater amberjack)
Lineage: Eukaryota; Metazoa; Chordata; Actinopteri; Carangiformes; Carangidae
Product: transcription factor E2F4-like
Exons: 10
Coding region: 204-1262 (352 amino acids)
Biological process (GO): regulation of transcription by RNA polymerase II
Cellular component (GO): RNA polymerase II transcription regulator complex
Molecular function (GO): DNA-binding transcription factor activity, RNA polymerase II-specific; RNA polymerase II cis-regulatory region sequence-specific DNA binding; protein dimerization activity
Source: RefSeq, a predicted model, not a curated record
UGGAGUAUCAAUGGAGUUGGUGCAGUGCUGAAAACAUUGGCUUGAAAUUGUUAUUGCAUUGUAGAUAAAUUUAUCUGUUCGCCAAAACUCGUAUCGCAAGUUAAAAUACUGUCGGUUGCCGUCGUCAGGACUAUUGGCUUUAGCUAGCGUUAGCUUAGUAUCCUGAGCAGCAACUCUACCGCCAUUCGCGACAACUAUCGAGCAUGGAUCCUGAAGGUGGCCCACACAGUCCAGACGGAGAGACUGCCAUGCCAGACCAGAACCCCAAAUACCAGAGGAGCCUAAGGAGCCUUAAUGUGCUGGCCGCCAGGUUUGUCAAGUUACUACAAGAAGCUGAAGGAGGAACACUGGACCUUAAAGAAGCUGUCAGGAUCCUGGCUGUUGGACAGAAAAGGCGAAUCUACGAUAUCACAAAUGUGCUGGAGGGCAUUGGUCUGAUUAUGAAAAUAUCUAAGAGAAUUGUGAAGUGGAUAGGUGCAAUGCCAGGAGAAAAUGCAUGCGAGUUAACCAACAGACUGACACAGUUAAAGUCUGAGCUGGAGGACUUGGAGCAGAAGGAAUUCAUGUUGGACCAGCAGAGACUCUGGGUCGAACAGAGCAUCAGGAACACAACGGAAGACUGCAGCAAUCUGACCUAUGUGAAUCAUGAAGAUAUCUGCAACUGCUUCAGUGGCCACACACUUUUGGCAGUACGAGCGCCAUCUGGCACGCAGUUAGAUGUUCCUAUUCCCAAAGCUGUUCAGAACAGCCCAGCAAAGUACCAGAUCCAUCUGAAAAGUGUCGGUGGACCCAUAGAUGUCCUACUUCUUAACAAAAACUCUGCCAGCUCUGUUCCUGUCGUACUUCCAGUCCCGCCGCCUGAAGAAAUUUUACAGAAUGCUAAGUUAGCCAUGUCCACUUCAGAUGCAACAGGAAGCAGUACUGCACCCUAUCAGGCAUCAGCUGUUACCAAACAUUGCACUAAAUCAAGGCAGAUGGCCAUGGAGGAUGUGCAGCCUUCUCAUGCGCCGUCAUUUGUAAAUGCUGAGCCCAAAAGAUCUCGUGCUCCUAAAUUGCGAGAUUUAUCAAAGGAACUGAAGGACCUACUAGACCCAUCCAAAGAAAUAAUGAGUGCUGGUCUAAUCACAAAGCUUAUGACCUCUGAAGUUUUUUCACCACUCUUCCGUCCAUCACCGCCAUCAUCUGAACAAGAAUAUGUCUAUAAUCUGGAUGAGAGUGAAGGCCUCUGUGACCUCUUUGACAUCCCUGUGCUCAAUGUUUGAUCAUGAACUUGUGGUAAAGAUCCUCUGGAAAUGUACA